Messenger RNA from Ostertagia ostertagi, 306 nucleotides. The record is from the annotation of a GenBank genome assembly. NCBI's taxonomy places the organism in Eukaryota, Metazoa, Nematoda, Chromadorea, Rhabditida, Trichostrongylidae.
UUUUACAACACAUUGGCGUUGGUUGGUGUUGGCGCAUUUGGACGAGUUUCGCUUGUGAAGAAGAAAGACUCCGGACAAGUGUAUGCCAUGAAGAGUCUGCUGAAAAAGGACGUGAUCAUGAAACAGCAGGCAGCGCAUGUGAAAGCCGAGCGAGACAUUCUGGCAGAAGCCGAUUCGCCCUGGAUAGUGAAGUUGUUUUUCUCUUUUCAAGACGAUCGCUGCCUUUAUUUCGUCAUGGAGUACGUGCCCGGUGGCGAUAUGAUGCAGCUGCUAAUCAAUAAAGGAAUUUUUGAAGAAAAGCUGGCU